CCGAAGUGGGAAUUACGUUCGGUCGUUCUUGAAGGUCAAGGUGGAUCCAUUCGGAGAAAACCAAUAGGGUGUUUUAUUGGUGUAUUUUCGGAAAGAGAUCAAGGAUCAAGGAACAAAAUGUUCUACAAAUACUGCGGAAUGACCGGGGCUCUUGUUCCAUCAUCACAGCUUGCAGCAUAUCAGCCACAAGGUGUGACACCAUACAGUGGGAGAAUCUCACAGAUUCUGUUUGAUUCAUCAAAGACGAAAGCAGUGAGUGAGCCUGAAGCAGUAUACCGUGGUUCGGCCCCAGCAAGAGGUGUAGCUCCCUCUCCCCCACAGGCUGCCAGCAUCCCCACAACUGGAUCCGGCAGCAGAGGAAUUGUUCCUGCUAGUCAAGAUUACAGCAAGAUAGUUGCAUUACAAAAUCUUAUGACGAAAAGUGAUGGGAAGCUGGUGUGGCAGAAGCUUGGUCGUGAUCGUGGGAUGUACAUAUUUACCCUAGGGCUCACAGCUAUUGGUACCGUCAUGACUGGUGUCCUGCUCUACAAACUCUCCUUCCCCACCAAACCACAGGACUGAUGAUGGUCAACUUAGUUCAGAAUGUAUGUAUGUAAGAUAGUUGCUGAUGUUGCUGGGCCAGACACUCCGUGGGCACACCUCCAUACUGGAACAGUUCUUGGCAAUACAGCCUUGUACAAACUUAAUAAAUCAUCAAUAUUA
Messenger RNA from Haliotis rubra (blacklip abalone), 702 nucleotides. RefSeq lists its product as uncharacterized. The record is from RefSeq and is a predicted model, not a curated record. NCBI's taxonomy places the organism in Eukaryota, Metazoa, Mollusca, Gastropoda, Lepetellida, Haliotidae. The transcript has 4 exons. Gene Ontology annotation, biological process: mitochondrial electron transport, cytochrome c to oxygen. Bases 118 to 561 code for a protein of 147 amino acids.